AUGGAGCGACCGACCAAGAAGCGGCAUGGCAAUGAGCCGCUUUCAGCCCGUGACGAGAGCGUGACAGUCAACAAUAGCGCGUUAAAUCCUGCAGGCUUUGAUGCUGAUAUGAUGCAAAAGCAAUUGGAGCUUUUUUUACAUAAUGGAGAUGUGGAUUCAGCUCAGAUUUUAGGUGAAUUGCUAGUUUCCGUAGCACUCGUUCCAGUAGAUUAUGAAGCUUAUGAUAGCAAGAGCCAUGCCCAGACAAGAUCAGACGAUAGCUUUCUAUCAAAGAGAUCUGUUGAUUGUUUUACAGCAGAAUCAAGCAGCAUCGAGACGCUGUUACCUGCUUUCCACGCGAAAACACUGCGUCUUUUUGCAGAUUUGAUGCUUGCAAAGCGUGAGUUUAAACGCGCCAUUCGUUACUAUCGUUACAGCUGCAGAGAUAUGACAUGCAUAACGAACGAGGAAGAGCUAGAGGUGAAGCUCAAGGUGGCUCGAUGUUACGUACAGCUUAGAUGUAUUCACGAAGCUAUCAACGUGCUUAAGUCAACACCAUCGGAUGCACGAAGUCUGAGUAUGAAUUUGCUGCUUGGGAAGUUAUAUGUGACCGAAGGGCUCCAGAGCAAGGCUGAAGAAAGCUACGCAAAAGCACUUAAACAGAAUCCAUACGCACUAGAAGCAGUCCUAGCGCUCGCAAAAUUGGCUUCAGUAAAAGGCACACCUCCGGAUGCAUUCGCAGGUUCGGACAGUUCACGUAAUGCUAGCAAGAGUACUCAGUCGACAAGUGAGCAAUUGUCUGGUUCAUAUCUAACGCAGCAUGAAAUUGAACGGUUCUACUCUGGGAGUGUGACGACAUCAAUGGAAGAACUCUGUGGGCUUUCACGACUGGAUGCGACGUGGAUGCAGACACUAGUAUCAGCUCACAUGGAUGCUGGACGGGGCAAUCAUCGAAAGGCCGUCGAGUCGUUCAAGGUACUCAAUUGCGUUUUCUCGGACAAUUUGCAUGGUUUGCUGCACAAAGCAGCACUUGAGAUUAAUCAGGACUUGCUGCAUCAAGCUCACGUUACGUUUAAACGUGCACGACAAGUGGAUGACUUGAACGUGACCUUAAUGGACCGCUACGCCUACUGUUUACGCAAACAAAAUUCUCGAACCUGCCUCAACGACUUGGUGCAAGAGUUAUUCAAGAUAAGCAGUACCUGCCCAGAGUCAUGGCUUGCUGCUGCAUAUUAUAACGACUUGAAGGGUGACUACGAGACAGCAUUACAGUUUUGCGAGCGCGCCAUCGAGGGACAAAAUCGUCACGCGCUCGCCCACUUGUUGCAAGGUGAAGUCUUGUUGAGGAUGCAUCGUCCACAGCCAGCCUUAAAGGCAUUCUGGACGUCCUGUAGACUCGCUCGGUCGUUGGAAGCCUAUACGGGUAUUAUCACGAGCUAUUGUGACUUAUUUAGUGUCGGCGUGAAUCGGUACAAGGAAGCAUUUGCUACAGCCAAAAGUGUAGUGAAACUGUUUCCAAAAAAAGCGCAAAGCUUUGUUCUGUUUGGCAGCGUGCUUGCUUUAAGUUCGGAGCACCGAAAACAAGCGCAGCAGGCAUUACAAAAGGCACUAGCCAUGGAACCACGUAACCUUUGCGCCAAUUUUGCGUUUGUCGAUCUGUUGGUUGAGGAAGGCAAUUUGCAAGGUGCCAUUGAUAGAUUACAAGCACUAGGAAAGCGUUAUCCACGGGAAGAAGUCUUUACCAAACUGGCAUUUGUGUUCUCAAUGGACAAACAGUACGCGGAGGCACUCAAAUACUUCCACCAAGCGCUGAGGCUCAACCCCGAAUCGACAGAGGCGAUGCAUGGGCUAGACCGUCUCGAGAAGCUGAUGCAUGACGAAGAUUCAGACGAACUCAGUACCUCGACGGAGCAUAUAGAGCAGGUAGAGCCCGAAGACCAGGAGGCGUCGGUCGAAGUCAACGAGUACUUGUCAUCGUAG
Molecule: messenger RNA, 1959 nt
Organism: Peronospora belbahrii
Lineage: Eukaryota; Oomycota; Peronosporomycetes; Peronosporales; Peronosporaceae
Source: the annotation of a GenBank genome assembly